This is a messenger RNA of Penicillium paradoxum, 480 nucleotides long. Its product is annotated as gamma-glutamylcyclotransferase family protein. The transcript has a single exon. The coding region runs from base 1 to 480 and encodes 159 amino acids. Lineage: Eukaryota; Fungi; Ascomycota; Eurotiomycetes; Eurotiales; Aspergillaceae. The record is from RefSeq and is a predicted model, not a curated record.
AUGUGCAGCACAAGGCCGUCCCUCAUGGUCCGCAAAUUCCUCGAAUAUAAUGACACAGGAAACGCAGUCAGGCAGAACCAAACAGCACCGGACAGUUCUGCUGAAGACGGUUGGCACCGAGAACCCUUCCAGAGGGGAUAUUGCUUCUUUUAUGGGACGUUAAUGAAUCCACACACUCUCUCCCAAGUCUUGAAGUUAUCAACACCGCCCCCUGUUAUGCGUCGUGCUAGAGUGAUUGGUUUUGAAAUCAGGCUUUGGGGCCCUUAUCCUGCUCUUGUUGAUGGCAAGCCGCUACACCAAGUCGAUGGCAUGGCGUGUGAAUUAUUGUCACCGACGCAACUUGAUCGGCUCGCCGCUUAUGAGACGGACAAAUAUAGCCUAAUGACUUGCUUGAUUGACCUCUUGAAUGAUGACGGCAGCACCGCAAGAACCAUAGAAGGGGUUGCUUUCAUGUGGAACGGACAGCAGGAUGAACUGUGA